CUCCUGAGGGUUCAUUCAGGUCUUAGUUCAGCCGUUGGAGCGACAUGAAGCACACCGCCACCUUGUUUGCUGCCCUCGUCGUGGCGUCGGCUGGUGUACCCCCGGGCCCAAGGCUACCCCGACGCAGGUUACGGACUCGCUCAGACUCGACAAUGGCUUGAGUUGGGGCGAUUGGGGUCCCAUCGAGUACUGUGAGGACGGGAGCUUUGCCACCGCUUUUCAGGUCAAGUUCGAGCCGUACAGCCUGCUCGACACGGACGAGACCGCCGUCAACGCCGUCCGCCUCUACUGCAGCACACUCGACCACAUCCUCACCGGCUACGUGUACUCCGUCGAAGGGAAGCACGGGACUGGGAAAACAUCAGGCACUGCAGUUCAGGCUUCGUGACAGGCAUGCGAGCCAACGUUCUCGAGCCACAGGGAACGUUGGGUGAUGACGUUGCAGUGAAGAACGUGCAACUUGCCUGCGAUGAAGGACAAGAAGUCAUCACUGGGGUCAUCGAAGAGGAGGAGAAGAUUCCCGAUGGCAAAUGGAGCUUCUGGAGCCGUUGCAGCGCUGGGUCAGGAGUGUGUGGUAUUGAGAUACGCUACGAGAACGCUGGCCUUGGGGACGAUGCGGGAGUAACAAACAUCGCAAUGUUCUGCUGUGCCUUUAACGGGACGAGGACAAACUGAAGCUCUUUUGGACAGAUGGUUUUAUUAAGUUUUAUUAAAGCAGUUCUAUCGGAUUA
Penaeus vannamei (Pacific white shrimp) is the source of this 731-nucleotide messenger RNA. Lineage: Eukaryota; Metazoa; Arthropoda; Malacostraca; Decapoda; Penaeidae. The record is from RefSeq and is a predicted model, not a curated record.